Messenger RNA from Anopheles bellator, 1026 nucleotides. RefSeq names its product segmentation protein even-skipped (gene eve). Gene Ontology annotation, cellular component: nucleus. Bases 1 to 1026 code for a protein of 341 amino acids. Gene Ontology annotation, biological process: regulation of transcription by RNA polymerase II. The transcript is spliced from 3 exons. Gene Ontology annotation, molecular function: DNA-binding transcription factor activity, RNA polymerase II-specific; RNA polymerase II cis-regulatory region sequence-specific DNA binding. The record is from RefSeq and is a predicted model, not a curated record. NCBI's taxonomy places the organism in Eukaryota, Metazoa, Arthropoda, Insecta, Diptera, Culicidae.
AUGCAAGGAUUCCGUAACUAUAGCAUCGAUGCACAUGCACUGCAACAUCGCGACACUAAUAGCUCACUGGCGGUGGAUCUAAUGGCGGCUCAUCAAUAUAAUACGAAGUCCUCUCCUCCAUUAUCGCCUCUAAGUGACUGCACCAGUCCAUCGUCGGAUCAUGGCGGCAGCCAACAACAACCACCGUUGGAUCCGUCUGUCCGGCGCUACCGCACGGCGUUCACGCGUGAUCAGUUGGCGCGUCUGGAAAAAGAGUUCUACAAAGAGAACUAUGUCUCGCGACCGCGUCGCUGUGAACUAGCUGCUCAACUCAGCCUGCCCGAAUCUACGAUUAAGGUGUGGUUUCAAAAUCGUCGCAUGAAGGACAAGCGCCAAAGAAUAGCAGUCGCUUGGCCCUACGCAGCGGUUUACUCUGAUCCUGCUUUUGCUGCGUCGAUCCUGCAGGCAGCAGCCAACUCGGUCGGUAUGCCUUAUGGAUAUCCACCGGCUCCGGCGAUGCUGACCCAGAUGACGGUUCUUCCUCCUCCAGUGCCUGGUGCCCCGGGAAUACCAGCGAGCACGCAUGCCUUCACUUACGGUUAUCCGCGGUACACUCCGUACGCUAUUCCUCAUCAGCGUACGCCGGCUGCCCCGCUCUCAGCUAACGUACCGAACCCUGGACCGUAUCCCGGCGUUAGCAUGCUGGGAACCGCAUUGCCCUCUUCCUAUAGUGGACCACACGGAGUCCCAAAAACCCAUACACCGCCGCUGGAAACCUCUCACGCAAGUCCUGUCGCCUCGCCGCAAUCGGCCAUUUCCCUGAGUCCUGUUUCCGAUCGGUCGAAACUCGAUACGUCCACUUUGACCUCAAACUCCAGCAAUUCCAGUGCCAGCCCGAUCAAGUCGUUGAACGGUUCGACAAAAGGUCUUUUGCUCGCCGCUGCCGCAUCCGUUCAUGAGUCGUCACCCAAGUCGUGCCAGACUACCUUACUCCCCGUGACGCCUGAGAAACCCAAACUAUUCAAACCCUAUAAAUCAGAAGCAUAA